CGCCCCCGGUCUCCUCCCUCCCUCCUCCGCCGCCGAGCCUCCGCCUCCUCCUCCUCGUCCUCCUCCUCCGGCGGCCGUGGCGGCUCUCUCGGCCCCGGCUCCCCGCUCUUGCCCGCCGCUUCGCCUCGCUGCCCUGCGAGCGGCUCCGCGCCGGGCUGGCGCGCACGGCACUGCUGCAAAGAGCCUCUGAGAGCUCUGGAGUGAGAGCUGCCUCCAAGAGUGACUCUCCAUUUGGAAACCUCUGCUGAAGGUGAAGGCCUCCCAGUACGCCAGGCAGCCUUAGCCGGCGCUUUGAAAUACUGCAUCCAGAACUGUGAAGUGACUAAGAUUUGCCAUUGUCAGAAGUGGGAAUAGCCGCUGCCCUGCAGCACAGGCGGCAGAGCGAGGAGCGUCCUUCAGUUCAGCUGCUUCUCUUUGUUCCUGGCUGCCGGAAGUGAACUAGUUUUUGCAAGAGGGACGCUGCAGCGCUCAGCUGUGCCAAGAGCCAUUGCGAUAGCUCAGCCCGGGCCUGGGGCAAUCCCACCAUACGCUGCUUCCGUCUGACAGAAAAGAUGAGAUACCUGGUAAUACCUGUCGCUCAAAGUUUGCUGGAAGUGCUGCCUCAGAGUUGGAUCGCUGCAGAUCCCUUGAAACAUUAUAAUCCGUUAUUCAGAGCCUGGACAAGAGUUUAGCACUGCAUUUUUACAGAUCGCUGCCUGUAGCGGAGCACAAAGAAAGCGACAAGACUCCCACAUCUUUCAGCGAGAAGAAAGGAAUCAGCAGAGCAGACUAAUACGGACUUGUGUCUGGUGGCCUUUUUGCACAAAGGCUGCCUUUAAAAGAGAAACGCAGUGUUAUUUAAUGAGCUGUGAGAUGAGGCGCUGCUGCUAACACUCAGAUUCCAGGAUUCAUCUGCUAUUCAUUGUGCUUAAUGUACAUGUUUCUACACCGUGCAUUUAGAAGAUCCCAGAGAAGAAUCCAAAACGGCUGCGGGGGAAAGACCACCAAACAUGCCUACAGAAACACUACCGACAGGUAGCAUGGUGAAGCCCGUCAGUCCUGCCGUCACUUUCACAUCUGCCGUUCCUCUUCGCAUCCUGAACAAAGGACCCGACUAUUUUCGCAGGCAGGCAGAGCCUAAUCCGAAAAGACUGAGUGCAGUGGAGAGACUAGAAGCUGAUAAGGCAAAAUAUGUCAAGAGCCAAGAGGUCAUCAACGCCAAACAGGAGCCUGUGAAACCAGCGGUGCUGGCGAAGCCACCGGUGUGUCCCGCAGCCAAGCGAGCUCUGGGGAGCCCCACCUUGAAAGUGUUCAACAACAAUGCAAAGACUGAGAGCGGAGUCCAGAGAGAAAAUCUGAAACUAGAGAUUUUGAAAAACAUCAUCAACAGCUCCGAAGGCUCCAGCUCAGGUUCAGGUCAUAAACACAGUUCACGAAACUGGCCGCCCCACAGAGCUGAUUCGACAGAACUGAACCGACACUCAUUUGCCGAAUCUUUAAAGGUUUAUCCCACGCAGGGCCGCAGCAGCCCUCAGGAGAGCAGCUCCAACGUGAGCAGAAGGCUCCUAGACCAGUCAACAGAGACUUUCUUGCAUGUCUCUCACAGCUCCUCAGACAUUAGGAAAGUAACUAGUGCAAAGCCCUUAAAAGCAAUACCCUGCAGUAGUUCAGCCCCACCUCUGCCUCCAAAACCCAAAAUCGCUGCCAUUGCCACUCUGAAAUCCCCAGAGAUUGAGACAGUCGAAUCUGGAUGUGGUGUUAGUAGAAGACCCUCUCUGCAGCGAUCUAAAUCUGACUUAAGCGACAGAUACUUUCGUGUCGAUGCAGAUGUUGAACGAUUCUUUAACUACUGUGGACUGGAUCCUGAAGAGCUUGAAAACCUUGGGAUGGAAAAUUUUGCAAGGGCUAACUCUGACAUUAUAUCCCUCAACUUUCGCAGCGCAAGCAUGAUUAGCUCAGACUGUGAACAGUCUCAGGACAGCAACAGUGACCUUAGAAAUGAUGACAGUGCCAAUGACCGUGUGCCAUAUGGCAUUUCUGCCAUUGAAAGGAAUGCCAGAAUCAUCAAGUGGUUAUACAGCAUCAAGCAAGCUAGAGAGUCACAGAAAGUGUCCCAUGUGUGAGAGGAAAUCCACAGGAGGAAAAGCAAGGACUGUAUCUUUGUCUGUGAAUAUUCAGUUGUGAAGGGUUGUGAAGUCUACUUGAAGUCUUGUACACUUCUCAAAUCUCUUUGUGUUGCUUGUUGUGCAAUGUUUUCAAGUUGCAUGCCUGUCAACAUGUGAACUGACCUGGCUUCCACUUGAACAAUAACUAACUACAAAGCCUGGCUGAGCGUACACAUUAUCUGCCAAAAGUUUAAGACAAGAAUCUAAUUAGAGCUUCGGCAUAAUCAAAAGUGUUUACAUGGAAAGGUUAUAUGACUUCUUUGAUAUUUAUGUAGUUCCUUGUGGAUUUUAUAUGUCACUUUUUGUCUUAAUACAGAUAUUGUCAACGGAUGUUACUAGUUUCUAAGUUGAAUCAGAAUCCCUUUGGGCAAAAAAAAAUAAUAUUGGCCAAAAUAAGAGAUUUGGACGUAUAACAAUAAGCAGAGCAGCCUGAUCUCUUGCAGAAAGUGGAUUACUGGCACAUGUAAAACUGUUUCUAAAAGGCAAAGAAUGCUGCAUUUUUGUUAAAAUAUAUAUCCCUACUUGUAGUAAGGGGCUGUUCAGUAUGGUUUUUCGUUUUCUAGGUAAGCUCCCUCAGUUUUACAGCAGAAGUAGUCUAGUGAAUCUGCUUGACAUCUUGUAAACUAAAUGAGUCUUGUAUUUUGUUUGGGGUAAACAUUUUAAUGGUUUUGUAUUACCCCGUUGGAAAGGUUUAAAGACGGUCAGAGUCAACAGAUGAAAAUGUCUUGGGUGUGGGAUUUUGUGGGUUUGGUUUUUACUCAAAGAUUCCUGGUCUUAAACUUUUGACGGGAAUGAUUAGAUCCUAUAGCUGAUAUUGAAUGCCUUUAUUAGUCAAACACAUCAUGACUACCAACUCCAUGCUGUCUUUUAAUUUUUUGUAGACCUAUUUGAGCAGUUCAUGAACAAAAAUGGAAACACACAGCCAUAUCAAUAUAAUGCCUCCUAUUCAGAAGUAAAUACACUCAGUAGCUGACCUAUAUCUGAGAAAUUGUGAUUAUGUUGUCUUGCAUAUGUUAUAUCUAAGGCUGUGAAAGUUUGUUACAGCUCUAGGAAAGUGUAGAAACAUGACUGUAUGUAGCUUUUUUUUUUUCCUCUCUCCUCCUCUCCUUACCAUGGUUAGUGCUGCAGGUCAACCUGUUACAAAUCUUUUGACAAUCUGUGUCUUCCCAGUGGUUUAAUUAACUGUCAUUUCAACUGGCAGUUGUGGUGUGGUAGCAGAGAAGUUGAAAGUACAGUGGUCUGCUUCAUUAUUAUUGUAUACAUGCUUUGAAGUAAAUUGCAGCACUACCUUAGACUUCAUCAGCUAAUAGGAAACUUUUUUAUUGUGUAAAUGCUGUAAGACUUUGUAUAUACUUCAGUUGUUACAAAAUCUUUAAAAGGAAGAGUGUUAUGCUAAUAAAUAGCUCCUGGUGCAGGUAUGGUGGGUUUUUUGUUCAUUUUUAACUCUUCCCAUUCUUAAACUAUAUUGGGAACUCAAUUGCAGGGUGUUUUAGUGCUGUAGAAAGCCUUGGUUAAAUAACAGUUCCAGUAAAAGGUUUCUUCCUAAAAGUGCUUUUCAGAACAUAAUUUUUCAAAAGUAACUAUAGCAGCAUGAUCUGUCUGAAGAACUAGAAGAGAUUUUCAGGACUCCUAAAAUAGCUUGCUUCUUCCUUACCUAGCAAUGUUACUGUUUCCAUUUAUAGCAUCUGUUCAUAAUGAAUCACUGCAGUCUUCUGAAUUAUUCUUCAGUAGUGCUUAUUUAUAUGUUUGAAUAUUAAAGAUGUUUUACAAAGUCAGGUUCUAUCUUUUCUUUAAGGAGCUUGUAGCCCAACUUUUUACUGAUAGCCACAAUUGAUGCAGGCAAGACUAGCAGUCACAUAGAGCCAUGCACUCAUUGUUGACUAUGGGAUUAUCCUAUAUCAGCUUUUAUAUAAUUGUUUUCCAAAUUAUCCUGUAUGGAAAAAAAACACAUUUUCAGUUUCAGGAGAAUACUCUGCCUUCUACUGGUGGCUUCAUGACCUAAGACUACAACAUUUAGUUUGAUCAAAAAGAUGAGGAGAUAGGUAUUUCAGCUAUAGGCACAUUUGUGACAUAUUUUAAGCUGCAUGGGUUUCAGUUGGCAUUGACAUCACGCUGAUUUUUCAGGCGUAUUUUUCCAAUAGUGAAUUCUACUCAGCUCAGUGACUAUUUUGCCAAUGAAAGUAAUGCUUUAAGGGAUUAAAGCCAAGUGUAAUGCAGCUGUACAGCAAUGAAAUAAAGAACUUAAAAUAAAAA
Messenger RNA from Dromaius novaehollandiae (emu), 4397 nucleotides. It is a transcript of the gene FAM110B, whose product is annotated as family with sequence similarity 110 member B. The record is from RefSeq and is a predicted model, not a curated record. The coding region runs from base 990 to 2102 and encodes 370 amino acids. NCBI's taxonomy places the organism in Eukaryota, Metazoa, Chordata, Aves, Casuariiformes, Dromaiidae. The transcript is spliced from 6 exons.